AUGUUGAAAAUGCAAUCUUCGAUGCAGCUGCAGAAUUCAUCAACUACCACCACGACUGUCAUGGGGUUGGAAAAUAUUGAAUCAGAGAUUAAAUCUUUGGAAGAAUCAAUUGAAGGCUUGAGAUAUUUCCCAGAUUUUUUGAGUGAGAAACAAAGUUUAGACUUGUUGAACGAAAUUGAUGAGAGAAAUGAAUGGGAGAGUGAAAUUAAUUCCCGAAGAACACUUCAAUAUGGUUAUCACUUUAAUUAUCUUCAUGGAGGAGGUUUGAGAAAAUUGCAAGAGGAAAUUCCGAAUUAUUUAAAACCAGUGAUGGAAAGAAUUGAACAAUUGGAGGAUGGUUCAUGUUGGCACUAUCCUCAAAUUUCACAAAUAAUCUUGAAUGAAUAUAAGGGAUUGGAGACUUACAUUUCAAAACAUAUUGAUUCAUUGGAUUUUGGACCUACUGUGGCAAUUAUCUCACUUGGAGAUCCAUGCCUCAUUGUUCUACACGAAAGAACACCUAAAGAUCCAAAUGCUACAUGGAAUGCCAAUGAAAUUAUUCCAAUUCAGAAUUUGCAAGCGACAGGAAAGAAGAUGUGCCUCGUGUUAAAGCCUGGCUCAUUGUUAGUGCUGAAUGGAAAGGCCAGAUACUUGUGGCAACACGAAAUACCAAAACAAUGUCUUUGGAAAAAGUAUUUAGGUGAAUCGUGGAAAACUUUGGCUUUUGGAAGUGAAGAUUUCGAUGAAAACAAGUUCAGAAGAGUUUCAUUGACUAUGAGGUCAGUUGUGGUUCAAGUUCCUUAA
Molecule: messenger RNA, 783 nt
Organism: Naegleria gruberi
Lineage: Eukaryota; Heterolobosea; Eutetramitea; Acrasida; Naegleriidae
Exons: 1
Coding region: 1-783 (260 amino acids)
Biological process (GO): oxidative demethylation
Molecular function (GO): oxidoreductase activity; demethylase activity
Source: RefSeq, a predicted model, not a curated record